AAUAAUCAUAAAUUUGUUAUCCAUGGUGUUAAAUAUCUCGUAGACGAUCAAUUAUCAUGUAUAGAACGAUUAUUCUGGCUCAUAUUUUGUGUAUUAUGUUGGUGGGGUUGUACAAACAUGAUUAAAGAUGUAUUGAUAAAUUAUAUUCAAUAUCCUAUUGCUUUAACUGCUGAAACUACUUAUGUUGACUGGCAGAUACCUUUUCCUGCCAUUGCUUUUUGUAUUACUUCUACUCCUAAAUUGAAAAGAUAUUUCAUAUUGAAUCCAGGAUCAUUCACCGAUGCGCCUCGAAAAGCUUUUAAAUAUUCAUCUGAAGAACUUCUGUCUUUCUACGAAGAGACACGUAUUCCUUGUAAAGAGUUCUUUGCGGAAUGUAGUUGGAAUAACAUAAAAUUCGAUUGUUGUACUAAAUUCCAAGAAUUAAGAAAAACUGGUGUGGGUUAUUGCCUUGCGAUAAAUACAUUUCAUUUGAAAAAAUUUGACAAAUCGAAUGUGCAUUUCUUUGUAAAUCGUACCGUGAAAUAUGGUGAUCUUAUCAUUGAUAUUUCUGUAGAUGCAAGAAUGAAGCAGCAUCUUUAUAAUGGAUUUACAGUAUACUUUCUCAAUAAUUUACAGUUACCAAUAUUUAAAAGUUUGAGUCAUGUAAUUUUAAAAAUUGGACACAUAACUCGAGUUGGAUUUACAAUGGAAGAUACAUUUAAUGAGGAUGGUGUAAAAAAAAUUGCGAUUGAACACAGAGGUUGUCGAUUUCCUGAUGAAAAACGAGCAUACAAUUUAUUUGAUAUUUAUAGUAGAGAUUCAUGUUAUGUAGAAGUAAUUAUAGAACGGAUGAUAAAACUCUGUGGUUGCGUAAAUUUUUAUUAUUUUGUGCCUCAAGGAAUAAGAGUUUGUAAUAGUACGGAAAUGUCUUGCAUAUAUGCUAAUAAGAUGAGUUUCAAUAUGCAAUCACUUAUGGAUGAAUGUGUUCCGGAUUGCGAGGGGACAUCAUUGGCCGUGGAACAAUUGCUUGAAUCUUAUAAAUAUGAUCCUUUAGGUGAAAAAUAUACACGUCUUCAGUUUACUUUGCUUUCACAUCCAAUGAUACGAUAUCGUCGAUAUGUAGUCAACGAUCUUUUAAAUGUUACAGUUUCAGUUGGAAGUGCAAUUGGUCUUUUCAUGGGUGCCAGUAUUUUAAGUAUCUUUGAAAUACCAUAUUGGUUAUUCAUUCGUCGAGACAAAAUAAAAUAAGAUCCUAAUUUUAUUGAAUCAAAAUAUUAAAAUAUGUGAAUAGAGAUUGAAUUUAUAUUAUUUUUUUAAUUAUUGAUUUU
Apis mellifera (honey bee) is the source of this 1307-nucleotide messenger RNA. RefSeq lists its product as uncharacterized. Gene Ontology annotation, biological process: sodium ion transmembrane transport. The record is from RefSeq and is a predicted model, not a curated record. Gene Ontology annotation, molecular function: ligand-gated sodium channel activity. The transcript has 9 exons. Gene Ontology annotation, cellular component: membrane. Lineage: Eukaryota; Metazoa; Arthropoda; Insecta; Hymenoptera; Apidae. Bases 118 to 1227 code for a protein of 369 amino acids.